AUGGGGGAGAAACCCCAGGAGCCAGGGACGUGUUGGUGUUGGGGCUGUGCCCCCCGCGGCCGGGCUGCGGCGCGGGUCGCCCAGGGCAGAUGUCUGCAAAAGCGAGGCUGUGACGCGGCGCAGGCGCGGUGGGUGCUGAGCGCUGGGGUCCGCAGCAGCCAGGCCGGGACGCGGCGCAGGCGCGGCAAGCGGUUCCAGGAGUGGUGCUGCGUGAUCCUGUGCUUCGGCCUCAUUGCCCACAACUUGGUCCACCUCCUGUUGCUGGCCCGCUGGGAGCACAUGCCCCUGGUCAUCGUGGGCAUCGUUGCCGGCGCGCUUGUUGCUGACUUCCUGUCUGGCCUGGUGCACUGGGGGGCCGACACAUGGGGCUCCGUGGAGCUGCCCGUUGUGGGGAAGGCUUUUAUCCGGCCCUUCCGGGAACACCACAUCGACCCCACAGCCAUCACAAGGCAUGACUUCAUCGAGACCAACGGUGACAACUGCCUGGUGACCCUGCUGCCGCUGCUGAACAUGGCCUACAAGUUCCGCACCCUGAGCCCAGGAGCCCUGGAGCCGCUGUACCCCUGGGAGUGCUUUGUCUUCUGCCUGAUCCUCUUCGGCACCUUCACCAACCAGAUCCACAAGUGGUCGCACACGUACUUCGGGCUGCCGCGCUGGGUGGAGGCGCUGCAGGACUGGCACAUCAUCCUGCCCCGCCGGCACCACCGCGUCCACCACGUGUCGCCCCAUGAGACCUACUUCUGCAUCACCACAGGCUGGCUGAACUACCCGCUGGAGAAGGUGGGCUUCUGGCGGCGCCUGGAGGGUCUCAUCCAGGGCCUCACAGGCGAGAAGCCGCGGGCGGACGACAUGAAGUGGGCCCAGAAGAUCAAGUGACUUCGGGAGCCCACUGCGGGGACCAGCCGCCCCAGCCUUGAACGGAAGCCAUCUGCCAAAUCCCUGCCUCGCCCAGGGGACCCCGCCCGCCCGUGACAAUACUUGAGCCACUGACUUCAGUUCUUCUUCCUUUUGUUUCCUGGGCCCCUCCCCAAGCGCCUGAGCUGCUGUCCCAAAGCCCAGCACUGCAGAAAAAGGGAGCCCCGCCCCCACGCCCGCUGCCCUGCCCCAGGGCUGAAUGAGGCCACUGACAUGGCCCUCCUGGCCCCAGUGGCCCAGGGAAACCCGGACCCUUGGGCGCCCCUGCAGGUGGACAGCCUUUGCCGCCAGUGGUCACCCAAGAUGGCGCCCGCCAGAGGGGCCGAGGGCAGCCAGCAGCAGAGGCCAAGACCCCCGUCACGUCUGGGCACCCUCUCCCUCUGCCCGCCCCAUCCAGCUGGCUCUGCGGUCACAGCCAAUGAAGGGCUGGUCACCUGGGAAAGGACAUCCUGUCUCCUUACAAGGUGUGUUGGAAGGAAGCGGGGGCUUUUUUAUUUUGGGGUUUUUUUAAAGGUGCUUGCUUGUUAAUGUAUAAUAGAACGCCUUAAUAUCUUUUCUGUAACACGGAAUACUAUUUUAAUGUCCUGUUUUGGAUGUACAUAAUAUAUUUAUAACAAAGCAGCAAGAGUCUCCUUCACCCUGGCAGCCUCAAGGUGUUUCCUGGCUGGCUGGGGCGGGGCCAAGAGGUCAGGAUGAGCUCCGCCCCCUCCCCAGCCCCCCCCUCCCCCCGCCUGGCCUCCAGGUGGGGCUGUUAGCCCGGGUAGAAAACUACUGUCACCUUUCCAAGGGGACCCCCAGCUUGGGGUGGGGGUGGGGGACCGUUCAGGGGACCAUGACAGAUAAAGGCUGGUCCAUUCUGGAGCGUUCCUUCAUGUCGCUGGCCGGUGGGUGUGUCAGACUCUGGUCUUGACACUGGACUACAGUGAACUAAAGCCCUGCCCGGAGUCGCUGGGCUGGGCGAGGGGAGACAAUAAAUGUGAAUAAAUGCACA
This is a messenger RNA of Dipodomys ordii (Ord's kangaroo rat), 1906 nucleotides long. Its product is annotated as transmembrane protein 189-like. The transcript has 7 exons. NCBI's taxonomy places the organism in Eukaryota, Metazoa, Chordata, Mammalia, Rodentia, Heteromyidae. Gene Ontology annotation, biological process: ether lipid biosynthetic process. Gene Ontology annotation, molecular function: plasmanylethanolamine desaturase activity. The record is from RefSeq and is a predicted model, not a curated record. Gene Ontology annotation, cellular component: endoplasmic reticulum membrane. Bases 1 to 876 code for a protein of 291 amino acids.